AUGCUGGACUCCCUUCCGGACGUCGAGGCGCCAGAAGGCGCGUGCGUUGUCUGCCGCGACGACUUCGAGGAAGGAGGCCGCUGCGUGCGGCUGCCGUGUGGCCACCAUUUUCACCGUGCAUGCGUCGCACCCUGGCUCCGCCGCCACGCCACCUGCCCAACCUGCCGUGCAGCGGUGGGCGAUGCGGCAUCUACCCCGUCUAGCACUGCGGCCGAACCUGACGCCUCCAGCCCAACGUCAGCGGCCGCGGUCCCCUCUCCUGCCAACAACAUCAUCUCGCAGAUGCUUGCACGUCUGUCCCCCCAGGGCACGGGGCCGCGAGUUGGCAGCGAUAUGGGCGACAGCGUGCCGCUGCUCGCGCACAUCUUCCAGUUCCAAUCCCCACCCCCUCCCGACAGCGAGAGUUAG
Molecule: messenger RNA, 408 nt
Organism: Emiliania huxleyi CCMP1516
Lineage: Eukaryota; Haptophyta; Isochrysidales; Noelaerhabdaceae
Exons: 1
Coding region: 1-408 (135 amino acids)
Source: RefSeq, a predicted model, not a curated record